GUCUGAAUAUCAGGGUCACGUGCUGUGGUCGGCUUCAUCACAGCAGCAGAGACUCAAACAAACCGGUGGAGGAACUGACUGAAGGUUCGAGUCCCUGCGGGUGAGCAUCUACUCCAGCAGCAGGUGGACACCAUGAACUACGUGGGGCAGCUGGCGGGCCAGGUGCUGGUGACGGUAAAGGAGCUGUAUAAGGGGAUCAAUCAGGCCACCCUGUCGGGCUGCAUCGACGUGGUCGUGGUCCGACAGCCUGAUGGGACGUUCCAGUGCUCCCCUUUCCAUGUUCGCUUUGGAAAACUUGGGGUGCUGCGCUCCAGGGAGAAAGUAAUUGAUAUAGAAAUCAAUGGGGAACCUGUGGAGCUGCACAUGAAGCUGGGAGACAAUGGAGAGUCCUUUUUUGUCCGGGAGACGGAGCAGCACAACGAGAUUGUUCCAGCUCACCUGGUGACCUCGCCCAUCCCAACAGAAGAGGCUCUGUUCAGGAGCAGAGAGCCCAGGUGUGGGGGACCAGCGGCGGAGAACAGUCAGCCUCUGGGUCCAGAAGACUCUGCCUCUGGAAACCUCCAACCCUGCUCCAACACAGCCGGCAAGAAGAAGAGGAGACGCAGGAGGAAGCACAAGGCUGAGCCACGCAAGGAGGAGCAAACCACACCUGCAGGCGGGGAGGUGGAGCUGUGUGAGCUCAGUUCAGAUGAGGAGCACACAAACGCGCCCAAUGGACGGGCACUCUCUGUGAUGAAGGAUCAUAUGGACCACAGGCAACAUUCUUCCCUUACCGCCCUCGAAUGGGACAGCUACCCUUUCUCAGAUGGAGACUGGUCCCCUUGCACUACCAGGGAGAUGUCGGAGUCCAUGUCGCCCAAGAGUGACUCUGAGCUGAUGUUGAAGCCGGCACAGAGCAUGCUCAGGGCCGAGUCCCACAUGCAGUGGACCUGGGGAGAGUUCCCAGAAUCCACCAGGGUCAACAAAAAGGACAAAUCGGAGCCAAAGAUGUUGUCCAUCACUCCCUCUGAGAACACACAUUUCAGGGUUAUCUUGAGCACAGAAGCCAUGGAGGAAAGGGAAGGAGAGAGAACCACAGAUGCUUUUUGCAGUAUUGUGAAGCCAGAGCCUCGGACCAUCAAACUUGACCAGUGCAGCUGCAAACCACAGCUCCCAGAAGCUUCGUCACACAAUACAAACAUCACCGAGCACAAGCCAGACCUUUCAGACUUAACGUCCAGCAGUUUUACCUCGGAGCCGUGUGCCUCCAACGCUGACCUCCGCUCAAAAAGCACACGCGAGACCAGGUGGACGUCUUCCCCACCGAGCCGCAGAGACCGUGACAUGGCUGGAGAGUCGGCAGCAGAUUGUCCCGAUUCAAGAUCUAAACCCGACGACUCCCCCGCCAAGAGGAGAGGUGUGAGGAAGAGGAGCCAACAUCAGGGCCCUGAAGAUAUUUACCUGGAUGACCUGAAUGCACUUGAGCCCGACGUUGUUGCCCGGUACUUCCCAAAAAGUGAGUCUGAGCAGGUUCCUAAGCACUGGGUCGAGAUGGGGCGGCACUCUGAAUCCCAGUCUCCCCAGUCUGUAGGCAGCGCAGCGGCAGACAGCGGCACCGAGUGUCUGUCGGACUCUGCUGGUGACCUCCCUGACGUCACGCUGUCGCUGUGUGGAGGUGUCGGGGAGAACUCUGAGAUCCCUAACGAGAAAUUCAUGGAGCACAUCAUCACCUACAAUGAAUUUGCAGAGAACCCAGCUAUAAUAGACAACCCCAAUUUGGUGGUUAAAAUUGCAAACAGGUAUUACAACUGGACACUGGCGGCACCGCUGAUACUUAGCAUGCAGGCUUUUCAGAAGAACUUGCCAAAGGCGACAGAGGAGGCAUGGGUGAAGGAGAAAAUGCCAAAGAAGUCUGGACGCUGGUGGUUCUGGAGAAAGAGCAGCGUGAAGCAGCUGUCAGACACCAAGUUAGAGACACAAGAGUCUCUGAGCGGAGAGAGCUCUGGCCUUCACCCGGCCCCAGAAACGCAGCAGAAAGCAGCAGAGUGGUCCAGCGACGAUGAGACUAAAGAGCUGAACGCUGCGGCGCCUGCUCCGAUGCCUACUGAGCAUGUGCAGACAGAAGGCCCGGCACCGUGUCACUCCUACAGGAAGUCCCUCCGCCUGUCGUCUGACCAGAUAGCCAGCCUGAAGCUAAGAGAGGGCCCUAAUGAUGUCACCUUCAGCAUAACCACUCAGUACCAGGGGACAUGUCGCUGCGAGGGCACCAUCUACCUGUGGAACUGGGACGACAAGGUCAUAAUCUCCGACAUCGAUGGCACCAUCACAAAAUCCGAUGUGUUUGGUCAGAUUCUUCCUCAGCUCGGGAAAGACUGGACUCAUCAAGGCAUCGCUAAGCUCUACCACUCAGUGCACGAGAAUGGCUACAAGUUCCUGUACUGUUCGGCCCGAGCAAUCGGCAUGGCUGACAUGACCCGAGGAUAUCUGCACUGGGUGAACGACAGAGGGACUCUCCUGCCUCAAGGACCCCUCAUGCUCUCACCCAGCAGCCUCUUCUCCGCCUUCCACAGGGAGAUCAUAGAAAAAAAGCCUGAAAAGUUCAAGAUCGAAUGUCUCACAGACAUCAAGAACCUGUUCUUCCCAAACGCACAUCCUUUCUACGCAGCCUUUGGAAACAGAGAAAGCGACGUGUUUGCUUACAAGCAAGUGGGCGUGCCCGUGUGUCGGAUAUUCACAGUGAAUCCCAAAGGGGAGUUAAUCCUCGAGCAAGCCAAAGGCAAUAAAACAUCAUACAGCCGGCUGAGUGAGCUGGUGGAGCAUGUUUUUCCUUUACGUAGUUCGCAACACAACGCCACCUUCAGCUGCCCCGAGUUCAGCGCCUUCUGUUACUGGAGACAGCCCAUCGCUGAGGUGUGUUUUGAGGAGCUGCUUUAACUUUAACAAUGAAUGACUUGAAACCGAAGCAGUAAUGGCGGUAUGCACUGGCUUAUAAUAUUGAUCAGGUUUUGUAGACUACUGGAAUCGAUUUGACACAUUCCACUUUAGUGAACAAGUUUGGGAUAUUAAUGUAUUCAUCUCGGGGCUUAUUUGAGUCAUGCGAGUUAUGGAUCUUUAUACACAGAGGGCUUUUCCCCCCAAAAUGUAUGAGAAGAUAUUCCCUUUGGACUUAUUUAGGCAGUGGAGGUGUUUUAAACUGGCUGCUGACUGCAUUACUCUGUCAUAAAACAUAACAUUUAGAGCAUCUAUGUUUUCCUCCCUUUUAAGGUCUUAUUCCCUGUCUUACAUCUUUGCACAAUGUUGUAAAGAGAACUUUUAGAGACUGCUGCUAUUUGGUAUGAAGAAGUUUGAACUUUGCUGAUGUUUUUGCCAGGCUUGUGAUGUUGCCAUUGUAAAAACGACCGUAUAUUAAUGUUCUGCCUCUUUUUUGUUCUUGUGCUUUUCACGCUCAGUAACAGCUGUAAGUAAAAUUUAAUGUAUUCUUUCUAUGAAAGUGACGUUUGUGUGAAGAGAACAGUGUUUUCCUGGUUCUGUGGAGUCAUAUUUCACUUCAUUGUUGUGGCAGUCCAGUUUACAUGAUGAUGAUGUAAGUACAAAGUAUGUUUGGAUGACUGUUUUAAAAAAGAAACAUUCUUUUUGAUCUGCUUUGACAGAGACUUCAGAAAAACAUGAGUAAUUUAUAGUGUAAAGCUUGAACUCUGUAUACAUAUAUUUACUGUAAUAAUAAACUGUUAAAUCAAA
This is a messenger RNA of Cottoperca gobio, 3717 nucleotides long. RefSeq names its product phosphatidate phosphatase LPIN2-like. Gene Ontology annotation, molecular function: transcription coactivator activity; phosphatidate phosphatase activity. The transcript is spliced from 20 exons. Bases 133 to 2913 code for a protein of 926 amino acids. Gene Ontology annotation, cellular component: endoplasmic reticulum membrane; cytosol; nucleus. The record is from RefSeq and is a predicted model, not a curated record. Gene Ontology annotation, biological process: positive regulation of transcription by RNA polymerase II; fatty acid catabolic process; triglyceride biosynthetic process. Lineage: Eukaryota; Metazoa; Chordata; Actinopteri; Perciformes; Bovichtidae.